CCGAGAUGCGGGAGAGGGUCGGCUCGAACGGUCAGGCGGGGACUUCCGCUCUGGGCGGUCCUCUGCAGUAGCCGGGAGGGGCCCGCGGCGCUGACUCGUCCCCAUGGCCGCCGAACGGGAACCUGGCGAGCCCGGGAAGGGGAAGCCCUUUAAGCUCCUAGGAAUUUUAGACGUCGAAAACAUUCCCUGUGCACGGGAUUCAGUAUUAUAUGGUUCAUUUGGAUCUAUUGUGGCUGGCCUUGGACAUUUUUUAUUAACUAGUAGAACUAGAAGAUCAUGUGAUGUUGGAGUAGGUGGGUUUAUUUUGGUGACUUUAGGAUGCUGGUUCCAUUGUAGGUAUAAUUAUGCAAAGCUGAGAAUCCAGGAAAGAAUUGCCAGAGAAGGAAUUAAGAGUAAGAUUUUAUAUGAAAGCACCCACCUUGAUCCUGAAAGAAAACAAACUGACCGCAACAGCAGCAAUUGAGCAGUGUUGGGCAGAAGAAACCAAAAUACAACUCAUUGAAAUGAGCAUGCACAAAGCUCAGAUCAACUACACAAAACAUUUUAUGUACAAUAAGAAAGCUUUUCAAUCAAGUAAAUAAAGCACGUGUAAGUUGUCUUUUUUAUACACACAUACAUAUAGAAACCUGCAAACUCUUGCCCUGUGUCUACUGCCAGUCUAACAUUGUGCUACACACAGUGGACUUUUCACACUUCAAAUCUUACUGCUGCACCCUUUUCAAAAUGAGCCAACACUCCCCUGGUUUCUAAAACUAAUGCUAGUUUAACACAUAAAAUGAAUGGAUUUUAUGUGACUUAGACCUCCCUUUCCAAGGCAAGAGAGUAAGUUAUUUUCAUUUUUGGUUUUAAUGUCAACAUUACAAGAUCUUUUAAAUAUAAGAACAAGCUAGAUGCCUUCCUGAAGAGUGUUAAUAAAAUCUAAAUUAAGAAAAAAAGACACCAGUCAACAGGAUUGUGAACUUUAUUAUUGAUCCUAUUACUCUGAAAUAUCAAGGUGGAAAAAAAAAAAAAAAAAGCAAAACACAA
Messenger RNA from Loxodonta africana (African savanna elephant), 1026 nucleotides. Its product is annotated as cytochrome c oxidase assembly protein COX20, mitochondrial. The transcript has 4 exons. NCBI's taxonomy places the organism in Eukaryota, Metazoa, Chordata, Mammalia, Proboscidea, Elephantidae. Gene Ontology annotation, biological process: mitochondrial respiratory chain complex IV assembly. Gene Ontology annotation, cellular component: mitochondrion; mitochondrial inner membrane. The record is from RefSeq and is a predicted model, not a curated record. Bases 104 to 463 code for a protein of 119 amino acids.